CCUUUACAUUCAGCUCGCCAGCUUAGUUAGCGCAGCAGUUCUAAAUUUUGCAGAUUUCCAAUCCUGAAGAAAAAGGGGAGUAGUACAAACACAUUGAUGUCGAAUGCUCAACUGCAUUUCAGUUUCCAAAAUGUGACCUACUCGCAGGCUCAUCAGUGGUGAGGUGAACAGAACCAACCAUCAUGGCAAAAUGAAAUGUGAACAAGAAAUGCCGAAGUAGAGCACCUUUCACAAGUAAUAACUCAAAAGCAUGAUCUCGCAGCACUAUUUACCUGUUCACCACAGAUGGCGUAGGCCUCACUAUAAAUGUACAGGCUAAGGCUACACUGAUACUACACAAACUCAAAUUCAGAAACUGUAGAACGCUCUCUAGUUAUUCCUAACUUGUUCGCAUUUCAAUUCUACUUAAUAGUGCUUCUGUGCAUCAUUUUCUAGAUAUAUAAAGCCAGUGCCUCCUAUGGCAGCAUUGAGUUUCCAGAAAAUGGUAGUGCCACUGCAAAAGCAGCUGGAAGUUUCCUAAUAACAGGCAUUGCUGUACUAAUAAGAGCAAAGCAGCUUGCAUAAAUUACCCUAAAUGGGGAGCAAAAGCCGUGACAGCUACCAUGGAAGUAUACAAGUGCUUAAUGUAAUAAAUUACUCAAGAGCACGGUGUCUGCUCCUGCUGCUCCUGCUCCUGCUGUCUGCCGGCUGACCGUCUGCUCCUGCUGGCUACUGUUUUAUACCAUUUCCUUGCAAAUUAAACCUGUCUUCUUAUGUUGUUAAUUUUUUUAAUUAUGGGCCUUUACUCGAUCUAAUGUUUACACAAGGUACAUAGACUGCAAAGAAUGUUUUAUUAGCUUGCAUGUAAAUGUAUAACUCUUUGUGGAAUACGAGCUUACUGGGGACAUAGGCAGCAGUAGCAGUGACAGUAUAUACUGCCAUGGCAGACAGUUUAAUCAGGAUUCAUAGCUCUUGGUAGUAUAGUGACCAACCAUAUUCAACUUAGCUGCUGGUGUAAAGUGUUGGCAGUGACAUAAUCCGCCUUUUGCGAUGCAUUGUGGCGCCACUGUGCGGUGGCCACGAGAAACGAUUUGGCAGGCGCCGCUCUCGCCGCGACAGACAGCCGCCGCACGCGAGACACGUGUGCAAGCAAGCAGCGUGCGAGUGAAAACCGCAACAACGUGUGCGCACAGUUUGUCGCCGUCCGCUAGCCAUGGAGCCCGCUGGUGACUGCUUUGUACCUGGAGGUUUCUUCAGCGUGACGAACGGCUGGAAAAAGCGCUUCGGCAACGUCAAAAUCCCCACGGAAGCGCAGCUCGAAGAACACAUGGUGUCGAGCGGAGCGCGCUUCGCGCGACAGCAAAUGAAAGGAACGAUGUUCCAAGAAGAAGGAUACGUGCGCAACGUCAUGUACAACGACGUGUCAGCAGAAUCCACGUGCGGACUUUUGCGUAGUAUCUGCCUACCGUCAAUGAAAGGCGGCUAUUACAUCGUGCACGCCGCGAUUUCCAAGGCGUCGGGCUCGAUCCUGGCUGGUCAUUGCCUCUGCCCCGCAGGCCUGAGCGGCACAUGCCAACAUUUUGUUGGGUUAAUCCUUCAUGCCAUUCACUUGGCGCAAAAGGAUGCGGCAACGUGCACGGAAGUUCCAUGUGCUUGGAUUGUUCCUGCCCAAGUCAAAAAGCAUGAGCCACCUCUGCCUCUGCAAGACAUCACUUUUCACACAAGGAAACAUGAAGGUGCGAAAAGGCGGCGGUUUGAUCCACUGCCAGGGCUCUCACCGAGUGACCCAUCUCUGCUUGCUGCCGAUCUCGAAAAGGUGGCAGCAAACUGCCUGCUUCUCCGUUAUAUGAGCAAAGAAAACUCAGGUGAAUCACUUGAUGAACACAGUCCCAGUGAAGUGGCACCAGAAGCUUCAGACACUCCACUGGUCCCAGACAUUGAAGACAUCCACAGUGAGACCUGUCAAAGACUCAUACAAGAGAGGUUUGAUGCUAUACAGGCCCUCUCGGUGGACAGCAGAGCAGUUGUUCUCGAGUCGACGAUUGGACAGGCCGCAAAUCCAACCUGGCACAUGGAGCGGAUUGGUCGGCUAACUGCCUCAAUGUUUAAAAGAAUUGUGCGGUGCCGGAAACCUGACAGUAUUGUUAAAGAGAUACUUUACCCGCGGAGCUAUAAAACUGAAGCCAUGCACUAUGGAAAUGUGCACGAGCCAGAUGCCGUUCAGGCAUAUGAACAGCUAAUGGCCUGCAUGGAUAAGUCCAUAACUGUGGGAUAUACAGGCCUGCACGUGCAUGCUGAGCAUCCGUUUAUUGCUGCAUCCCCAGAUAGACUGGUAUUUGAGGGCAGUGACAUGGGGCUGCUAGAAGUUAAAUGCCCGUUUUCUUUCAAAGGAAAAAGUAUCGAAGAAGCUGCAGCUUCUCCAAAGUUUUGUUGUAGGGCAACAGGUAAUGAAAUUACAUUGAAAAGGGAGCACGAAUACUAUUACCAGUUGCAGGGCCAAAUGGCAGUGACAGGACUUAGCUGGUGCGACUUCGUUGUGUGGACUAAUGCAGCAUCCAUUGCAUCCUCCUUACACGUCGAAAGGAUUUUCUUUGAUGAGGCCAUGUGGUCUCAGGAAAUAUUGCCAGCACUACUGAAUUUCUAUAGGAAUGCUGUGCUAGCUGAGGAGCUGACCCAGCGAAUUAGAAGAGGGCUUCCCCUGUAUAGUUCUGCCAGGUAUGUUGGCACUGCCAAAAGGAAUCUGAAAACCUGCAGAAAGCAGGAGCCCCCUACUGCAAAAAUAAUGCUACGGGGUAGUAUUCCCACUGACGAAGAGCCGCGCAGGAAGAAGACGAAGACGACGAUUGGAAGCUAGCGCGGGCUGUUGCCUCUUGGUCAACUGCGGCGUAUUGCCUUGUAAAUAUACUUGUAAAUAGCUUUUC
Messenger RNA from Dermacentor albipictus, 2900 nucleotides. RefSeq lists its product as uncharacterized. NCBI's taxonomy places the organism in Eukaryota, Metazoa, Arthropoda, Arachnida, Ixodida, Ixodidae. The record is from RefSeq and is a predicted model, not a curated record.